This is a messenger RNA of Drepanopeziza brunnea f. sp. 'multigermtubi' MB_m1, 588 nucleotides long. Lineage: Eukaryota; Fungi; Ascomycota; Leotiomycetes; Helotiales; Drepanopezizaceae. The record is from RefSeq and is a predicted model, not a curated record.
AUGGCAUCAUCCAUCGCCAACAUAAUGGUCCGCAGCAGCACCCUAAUCCGCCGCAAGAGCGAAUCCGGCAGCAUGUCGGACCCCAUGACCGACCUCUUGAUCGUCCUAGCGGUUCUCGUCUCCGUCGCCCUCUGUCUCGUAGUGGCCCUCAUUGUCGUCCGCAAGUUUCGCCGGUCGCGCGCAGUUGCUCGCCAACAACUUCCCAUAUACAACGAGCCGGCUGGCAGUACUGAUCGCCCCGUAUCCAACCACUGCCGCAUGUCAGCGACCGCUGCGCCGUACGGCCGCCCUUCCAGUAUCUACAUCUACGACGACGAGAAGACCGCCAUGAUUGAGAGCCCGGGAAUGCCUACAUCUCCUGUUCCCGAGAUCCGCAUCACCUUCCCUGACGAGCACGACGAGACGGGCCAAGCCAAGGGCGGUCGAGUAGUCGUUGUCCGCGUCGGCGACAAUGGCGUUGGUCUUGAGCCUCUCCAGGACGAACAGCUGCCCGCUUACGAGAAGGAGAGUGGCGAGAGGUUCGACUCGAUCGAUAUAGAGAGCAUCGGCGGCCUCAAGGAGAAGCACUCGAAAGACCAAUACUCUUAG